AUGGCCCCUCUAACCAUGGGCCCCCGGAUCCUCCUCUCCCUCUCCCCCUCCAGCGCCCUGCGCUUCACAAGCCAAACCCUCCGCACUGUCCUCCGCCGCCACGGCGCCGCAGCCUUCUACUCCUCAACUUCCUCUGGCCCGCUCAUCCGCGUAACCGAUUUGCCCGCCCCCGGCUCAGGUCACAUCCGCAUCCUAGAGCUCAACCGGCCCGAGGCGCGCAACGCAAUCUCUAAGGCGUUGCUCGCGUCGCUGAGGGAAGAGAUUGACGCCGUACACGAGCAAUAUGACCCUGUGACGGGGGAAGAACUGCCAAAACCGUCGUGGGCAAAGAGGUUUGGGGGCGUGGCGGGGGAGGAUGAGAGGGGGCCGACGCGGGCGCUGAUUAUUGCGAGCGCGGUGGACACGUGCUUUUGUGCGGGGGCAGAUUUGAAGGAGAGGAAGGGGUUUACGCAGGAGGAGACUGCUGCCUUCCUCGAUGCCCUCCGCUCCACUUUCUCUUCGCUCUCCUCCCUCCCCAUCCCCACCAUCUCUGCCAUCUCCUCCAUUGCCCUGGGCGGUGGCCUCGAGCUCGCCCUCUCAACCCACUUCCGCGUUCUCUCCUCCAACGCUCAAGUUGGCCUGCCCGAGACCCGCUUAGGCAUCAUCCCCGGCGCAGGCGGCACUUACCGUCUCCCGGCCCUCAUCGGCAUCCCCCGCGCGCGGGACCUCAUCCUUACCGGCCGGCGCGUCGGCGCCGCGGAGGCCUACUUCCUGGGUAUUGCCGACCGCCUGGUCGAGGUCGGCCCCGAGAACGAAGAAGAAGCCAAACAGUGGGAGGCGAUGUCCGAGGAGGAGAGGGGCAAGAAGUUUUUGGAUACGGCGAGGCGGGCGGCGCUCAGUGAGGCGGUACGACUGGCGCAGGAAAUUUGCGAGGGCGGGCCGAUCGCGAUCAGGGCGGCGCUUAGGGCGGUCGAGCAGCCAAGUGAGGAGAGGGAAAAUGCGAUGUAUGAGAGGGUGGUGAGGACGGAGGAUCGGGAUGAGGCGUUGAGGGCUUUUGCGGAGAAGAGGAAGCCUGUUUUCAAGGGGAGCCAUCAAAAAGCUGUCGUCGACUCAGCAAAAGACACUCUCACAAAGGUCGAUCACGCCAUCUCACAAAAACUUGUAGACGGCAUCGACAUCGGUACCAAGGCGGCAGACACCCUCAAGUCUACAACAGAAUCCGCCCGCGACAAAGCCCAAGACUUAGUCGACAAAGUCCGCACCGCCACCAGCACCAGCACCGGCGAAGCUAAGGGCAAGGUUCACGAGGCUGCUGGUGCAGCAAAAGGCAUGACCUCCGAAGCGACAGGCAAGGCUAAGGGUGCCAUGGGUGAGGCAGCGGGCAAGACGAAGGGAGCUAUGGACAUGGCAAAGGGCAAAAUGGACGAGAUGGCGAGUAAUGUGAAGGGUGCUGCGAAGGAGAGGUGGCGGGGGAUGUGA
Thermochaetoides thermophila DSM 1495 is the source of this 1458-nucleotide messenger RNA. RefSeq lists its product as uncharacterized. Lineage: Eukaryota; Fungi; Ascomycota; Sordariomycetes; Sordariales; Chaetomiaceae. Bases 1 to 1458 code for a protein of 485 amino acids. Gene Ontology annotation, biological process: fatty acid beta-oxidation. Gene Ontology annotation, molecular function: enoyl-CoA hydratase activity. The transcript has 4 exons. The record is from RefSeq and is a predicted model, not a curated record. Gene Ontology annotation, cellular component: mitochondrion.